This is a messenger RNA of Cannabis sativa, 2039 nucleotides long. RefSeq names its product lysine histidine transporter-like 8. The record is from RefSeq and is a predicted model, not a curated record. The transcript is spliced from 3 exons. Gene Ontology annotation, cellular component: plasma membrane. Lineage: Eukaryota; Viridiplantae; Streptophyta; Magnoliopsida; Rosales; Cannabaceae. The coding region runs from base 245 to 1894 and encodes 549 amino acids.
UUUUCCUCUUAAAUGUCAUUAUUACAUACUCACACCUACUCCAACUCUCUUUCCUUGAAACACCUCUCUCUCUCUCUCUCUCUCUCUCUCUCUCUCUCUCUCUUUAUACUCUUCUCUAUAUAUAAACAACUUUGCAUGAGCUUUUUUCAUCAAAGCAAAAACCAUAUAGAGAUCAAUAAAAAAGGAGAGAGCUUUAGCUAGAAAAACUAACAACUCUAGCAAAGCUUAAACCUUUACCUUAAAAAUGAGUAGAGAAACAAAUAAUCAUCAUGAGAUUAACUCAGCUCCCAUAACACCAAGACUAUCAUCAACAACACCAACAGUGUCAUGUCCACCAUCGCAAUACCAUUCACCAUCUUUAUCAAGAUCACCUUUGUUAGAUGGAGCUGCACAUGGAGAUGGUCACCCACCACCAAACCAACAACAACAACAACAAUCAUCUCAAAGCAAGACUCCAAAGACACCAAGAACACCAAGAACACCAAGAUUGUCUAUCACACCAAGACAGCUUCUAACACCUUUCAUAACCCCUUUGGGGAGUCCUGUUAGAAAGGCUUUGAGGCUCACAAAACUUGACCCUCAAGAUGCUUGGUUACCAAUUACUGAAUCUAGGAAUGGGAAUCAGUACUAUGCUGCUUUUCAUACUUUGUGUUCUGGGAUUGGUAUUCAAGCUCUUGUUCUUCCUCUUGCUUUCACUAUUCUUGGAUGGACAUGGGGAACAAUAUGCCUAACACUAGCAUUCAUAUGGCAACUAUACACAUUAUGGAUACUAGUUCAACUCCAUGAAUCAUCAGAAACAGGCAUGCGUUACAGUAGAUAUCUCCAACUAUUCAGCCUAACAUUUGGAGAAAGAUUAACAAACAUAUUUGCCUUAUUCCCAAUCCUAUACUUAUCUGGGGGAACAUGUACAACUCUGAUCAUCAUAGGAGGAUCAACAGGAAAAAGUUUCUUCCAAAUAGUGUGUGGACCAGAUUGUGCAAAAGAGUUGACCACAGUGGAAUGGUACUUGGUUUUCACAUGUGUGGCAAUUGUGUUGUCUCAAUUGCCUAAUAUGAACUCAAUUGCUGGUGUUUCACUCAUUGGAGCCAUAACUGCAGUUGGCUAUUGUACUUUGAUUUGGGGUGUUUCUGUUUCUAAGGGAAAACUUCCUAAUGUCUCUUAUGAUCCUGUUAAGGAGGGUGCAAGUGUUAUGGAACAGAUUUUUAGUGUCUUCAAUGCUCUUGGGAUUAUUGCUUUUGCUUUCAGAGGUCAUAAUCUUAUCCUUGAAAUUCAGGCCACAAUGCCAUCUAGUGAGAAGCACCCUUCACAUGUGCCAAUGUGGAAAGGAGUAAGAAUCUCAUACACUUUGAUAGCUGCAUGCCUAUACCCUCUAGCCAUUGGCGGCUAUUGGGCAUACGGCCACUUAAUUCCAGCCAACGGCGGAAUGCUGACAGCGCUCUUCCAAUUCCACUCGAGAGAUGUGUCACGCUUUAUCUUGGGAUUAACAAGUUUCUUUGUCAUAGUAAACGCGCUAUGCUCAUUCAACAUCUAUGGAAUGCCCACAUUCGACGACAUGGAGUCUAAGUACACAAGCAAGAAAAAGAAGGCAAUGCCUUGGUGGCUUAGAGCCUUGUCUAGGGCAUUUUUCGGGUUCUUCUGCUUCUUCAUCGCCGUUGCUUUGCCUUUCUUGGGAAGUGUUGCCGGUCUCAUAGGUGGGCUUGCUUUGCCUGUCACAUUGGCUUACCCAUGUUUCAUGUGGCUUAAGAUUAAGAAGCCUAAGAAAUUAAGUCCCAUUUGGUGCCUCAAUUGGUCACUUGGGGUUUUGGGAAUGUGUCUAAGUGUUUUGGUUAUUGCUGCUGGGCUUUAUGUUGUUAUUGAAACUGGUGUUAAAGUCAGCUUCUUUAAUCCUAGCUAAUUAAUUAAUGUACAUUAAUUACAUUAUUAUCAUGUGUGUAGGGGAAAGAGAAUUAAGUUAGAGAACAAUAAGUAACCCAUGAAUUGUUGUUCUUCUACUUAUAUUUUUUUAUAUUUUGAAACCAAUAUUGAGAUUGUAUUUUUUA